UUUUUCUGGAACCCACAGAUCUUACGAGCCAUCCUCCUCGAAGAACUCCAGUGCUCAUCUUCUACUCGCCCCUGGCCUAAUCCAUCCAAUCUUUCGGUUCAGAAGGCGAGGAGGGUGCGGUGCCUGGUCCAGAUCUCGUGGCCGCCAUGGCGGAGCAGUUCGCGGAGUCAGCGAACAAUGUAAUCAUCGAAGAGGUGAACAAGGGCCUGAACCCUGGAAUGAUAGUCCUGCUUGUGGUUGCGACCACCCUGCUGCUUUUCUUUGUUGGGAACUAUGCGCUGUACCUGUAUGCGCAGAAGACGCUCCCUCCGAAGAAGAAGAAGCCAGUCUCCAAGAAGAAGCUCAAGAGGGAAAAGCUGAAGCAAGGGGUUUCUGCACCAGGGGAGUGAAGAGACCCAUCGAUUUCUCAUGUCGAUUGCUUUAUGCUGGGCUCCUUUUUUUACCUGAUAAAAAAUAUAUACCAGCUGGAGCUGCAGUGUUGAGCGACUGUUUAUGUAGAAGCCUUGUCUUGAGUGGUACAUCGUCGGUAUUGGACACCUUAUUUAAGCGACUGAUAAACCUUAGCCUAAAUUGAGCCGUUAUCUGGUCAUAGUUUUUUAAUUUAAAGCUUUGAUGGGGUUCAUCUGUGGCGAACUUGUGAAACCUGUGUAGCCGUUUGCAGUUUGGUAUGUUGUGUUGCAUUGUGGUUUGGCGUC
Triticum dicoccoides is the source of this 695-nucleotide messenger RNA. RefSeq names its product DNA-binding protein S1FA2. Gene Ontology annotation, cellular component: nucleus. Bases 147 to 389 code for a protein of 80 amino acids. Gene Ontology annotation, biological process: regulation of DNA-templated transcription. Lineage: Eukaryota; Viridiplantae; Streptophyta; Magnoliopsida; Poales; Poaceae. The transcript has 2 exons. The record is from RefSeq and is a predicted model, not a curated record. Gene Ontology annotation, molecular function: DNA binding.